AUGAGCAUUCGAAAUCGAAAAUACCGUUGGAUUCGUCGUGCGCGCGUCCUUGUCGCCAUCGAGCUGAUCUUAUCGAUUUUGUUCGAUUUGACAAUUCUGGGAUCAGUGAAACGGGAGCAACUGUUGAAUUGUCUGCUGAUAGUGGUGAUAACACUCAAUAUCUUGACAGGUGCAAGAUUAUUCCUAAAACUGCGCGGUGUCAAAUGCGCAAGCUCCAUUAUGGCCUAUGUGAUAUGGAAGGUGGUCCAGGAGGUCGUCAUGGUUCCAGCUCUCGUCAUUUUCAGCUUUAUUUGUGUAGAUCGAUAUCUCAAAAGUUGGGAAAAUGUGAAUCGUGGCAUUCAAAUUUUGCUCGUCGUCUGGACAUAUGCAUUCUAUUCGUUGGCGUUGAUCCUGUUUUUGGGCUGGCUCGCCAGGUCCCUCUGGCAACUCCAAACCGCCCAUACCCAAUCAAAUGGCACUGAUAAGAACGAGUCAACGACACAAAUCUCGUUUAUCGAUGCGUUUCAUUCGGAAGCCAACGAUCAUCAGGAGCUACUACAAACUACAAUUAGACUACAAACUACAAACAACGAGUCGGUGGAGCUGAUGGAAAUGAGAUCUGCCGGCGGGGAUACUGUAGUUCCUUAG
Molecule: messenger RNA, 627 nt
Organism: Caenorhabditis briggsae
Lineage: Eukaryota; Metazoa; Nematoda; Chromadorea; Rhabditida; Rhabditidae
Exons: 4
Coding region: 1-627 (208 amino acids)
Source: RefSeq, a predicted model, not a curated record